Heterotrigona itama is the source of this 1851-nucleotide messenger RNA. The record is from the annotation of a GenBank genome assembly. Lineage: Eukaryota; Metazoa; Arthropoda; Insecta; Hymenoptera; Apidae.
UUUCAUUAUUGCAUUAUUGCUGUUGUGUUCUCCAAAACGCUGAAUAAAUAAAUUCAGUCUAUUUUUAUAUUAAAUAAAUAUGUAAAUGUUUUUUAAAGAUUUUCAUAUAGUUGUUUAAUUUUUAUAAAAUUCAACGUGACAGAAUGUCUGACAUGUAGAUAAAUUUCUUUUACAGUAUUUAUUGAAGGUCAGAUUUUCAUUAGUUAUCGAAUUUUUGUGGAUUCUUAGAAAUCCGUUUCGAAAUAAACAUAUGGGUAAUAUCUUAUAUUAAAAUUGCGUUAACAGUUAAGAAAAAAAUUAAAUGGGACAUUAAAUACCCAGAAUGAAAAGUAUUACUUGAUAAAAGUAUCAUAAAUGGUUCAUAUGUCAAAAUGUUAUUUAUUAAUUUAACGUGCGUGGAAUAAAACAGGUACUUGGUAGUACCUAGUAGUUAGAUAAUAAAACUAAUUUUGGUACAAAUAAUUUGAGGUUAGGUUAUAACAAAAAAUGACAGUUGAUCUAUCGACAGUACCACUUGUUGCUUUGUCCAUCGAAAGUAGAUAUGCUAUUUCGUCAUUAUUAAAUCCUCCAAAAAUUUUACCUUCUGAAAAUGGAUUACCUAGGGAUUGGCGUGGUCUUGCACAUUUUUGCAAAUUAGGUGGAGAAAUAAUGCCAUUAUUAACAUCACAUCCAGAUCCAACUACUUAUAUUUUAGCAACUUGGCAAAAGAAAGAGAAAGAUGCUACAAUUAAAGAUUUGCAAAUUGCAUUGGAAGAAAUCGAAAGAUGGGAUAUCUUAGAUGAUACAUCAAAAUUUUUUGAGGGAGAUGGUGAAAAAUAUAUAGAACAAUUACAAAAGUCCCAGACAUCAGCUGAAAUAAUUUCAAAUGGGAUUGAUGAAAAAGUUCUUACUGUAGGCAAACUAAGACAAGGUUUGGAAAAUCAGUAUUAUGAUGCCUUUUUAUUGUAUGCUGAUGAAGAUGUUAAUUGGGCCACUGAAAUGUUGAACAAGUUGGAAAAUAAAUAUAACUUGAAGCUUUGUGUAAAAGACCGUGACUUAAUUGCUGGAGUCACAUUUGAACAUGAAGCUAUAAUGACUCUAAUAUCAGAACGUUGUAACAGACUAAUUGUUAUAAUAUCAUCCAAUUUUCUGAAAAGUCCUGCAAAUAAAUUUUUUUUGAAUUAUGCUCAAGCAUUGGGUAUCGACAAACAACAAAGGAAGAUCAUACCAUGUUUGUACGAAAUAUGUAAAUUGCCACCACAGCUAAAAUACAUGUUUGUAUUGGAUCAUAAUAGAAUUGGUUUGUAUGAUUUCUGGGAAAAAUUAAAAGACUCUGUACAAGUUGUAAAUAAAAUAAAAGAAAAUACUAAUGCUGUUCUUGUAAAAGAUAUGAAUAAUGAAAGCGAAGCAGAUAAAAAAAGUAUAAAACAUGUAGAGUCUUUAGAAGUACAAACGCUUGAAUUACAAAAUAGUAAAGAAACACUUAAUAUAAAGAAUCCAAACCCUCCUGAAUUUAAUAAUAUGUACAAAGAUAACAAAAAAUACAAUCAAUUUUUACAAUGGACAAAAAAAAAACUGUCCAAAAAAGGAGAAAAUAAUAAAAAAGAAGAUGUAGCAGUCACAGAGACAAUUGAUUUGCCAUCUAUUGAAGAUCUAGAUCUAUUGAGCACAUCUACAGAAUCAAUAGAAAAAAAGAGUAAAAUAAAAUUUAUAGAUAAAUAUGUAAAAAAGGCGCAUUUGAGAAAAAUACUUGUUAAGUCAUAAAAAAAUAUUAAUUGUUAAUAUUUUUGUUUAAUAUGUAAAAAAUAAAAUACAAUCACAUUAUAUUUUAAUAAAUGAAUUUAAUAAAAUAUAUAUAUUUGUUAAGUGUGA